Molecule: messenger RNA, 5321 nt
Organism: Hippoglossus stenolepis (Pacific halibut)
Lineage: Eukaryota; Metazoa; Chordata; Actinopteri; Pleuronectiformes; Pleuronectidae
Gene: csde1
Product: cold shock domain containing E1, RNA-binding
Exons: 24
Coding region: 997-3825 (942 amino acids)
Molecular function (GO): nucleic acid binding
Source: RefSeq, a predicted model, not a curated record
UUAGUUUAUCACGUGGCUGCCGGGUGUGUCUGUCCAACUGACAUGUCCGUUUCAAGUCUCGUCAAAGUCUCUACUAAGUGCACUGAUUUUAAGAAUGAAGCCAGCGCACAUUAAGAAGCACGUUUUGCGAAUGGAGCCUGGUAUACGUGCCGCUGUUUUCUCACUCCGAUCACUUUUCCUCCAACUUUCCCUAUGAAGUGAAACGGAACUGAAUUUUUGUACCAUCCGGAACUGCUUCAAGUUCAGAUCAUAACAAAGAAACUGAAGACAAACCUCCCUAAAACAAGCAAAGUUGCAACACUGAAGACACGCAGGGGAAAAAAUAAAAAAGGAUCACUUCAAGGGUUCAAAACGCAAGAAGUAACCAAAUCCUGAAACGACCAAAGAAGACGCACAUCAGCUCAACCGAAACACAGAAAAGAAGCAAGCCUAUGCCCAAGCGUAUUCUGAACUGAUCUGAAACCAGAAGUUUGUGCCUACUCAACAGCUUUGACAAAGCACACGUCCCAACGCUGCUCUUAGCCCUCCUCAUCCUCACCACACCUCAGACUCACCGCCGGGGUGUGGAGUGGGCUGCUAUCUGCUAUUUUUUUUCCCCUCCUCCCCAUAGUUCCCCGACCUCCCCUCUCUUCUCUUCUCACUGUUUUUCUUUGUAACAUUUUCCAAGCAGUGUUAUUGCACCUGCGUUUGCCUUUUUUGUGCCAGACCCCCCCUCCACACAUAAUUUUUUGCUUUGUGCAACCAUCUAGAACUUGUGCCAGAAACGUGUAACAAGUGUGUGUGUGUGUGUUCAACUGUGUGCAUGAAGAGAUCUGCAGGAACUGUAUAGUCAUCAAGAUCCAGAGAAUAACAAGAUACAAGACGACAAAUAAAGACAUCCAGCGGUGUAUCAUUGGGUGGUAACAUUAAUAAAUAGUGCUUAAACGUCAAGCAAAAAAACCAUCAAAACAAGUAAUCAAGUGCUCAAGCAAGUUUGGUCCGAGUUUAUGGGAAAAUAUGGGCAGCCCCUGGAAAGGCUUUGUUGAGUUUACCUUGCCUGCGUCGCCACCCACCGCGUUUGUUAGCGCUGACCUGAGCAGCACCUCCCCUGUCGGACUCAGCCUGUCGCCAUAUGGCCGCUCCCAUAUUCAAGUCCUCUCCCCCGUGUCAGAAAUGGAAAGAGGCUCCUCUGAACCGCCAGUGGCUCGCAACACUGGCUCUGCCCCAUCCACCUCUACCGGUCCCAUGUCUAUCCCCCGCUCCUCCUCCGUCUCUUGCCACCCCCAACCAGGAAGCAAAAAACACAAGCGGACUCCCUUGUAUCAGAGAUCAAUGAGUUUUGACCCAGGAAUGCUCCAUAACAAUGGGCACACUGCAUACGCCAAUGGCUCAGGACCAGGCAUUAGAGAGACUGGCGUGGUGGAGAAGCUUCUGACUUCCUAUGGGUUCAUCCAGUGCUCUGAACGUCAGGAUCGUCUCUUCUUCCACUGCUCUCAGUACAAUGGCAACCUGCAGGAUCUCAAAAUAGGAGAUGAUGUAGAGUUUGAGGUAUCCUCUGACAGGCGCACUGGCAAGCGCAUAGCAGUGAAGCUGCUUAAGAUAAAGCCAGAGGUGCUGCCAGAGGAGCGCAUCUCGGGCCAGGUGGGGCCAGACCUGCACGCCUAUCCCUUUACUGUGCUGCAUGGUUAUAUUCAUCCAGUUGUCUCAUCAAUCCCAGUGCACUUGGAUGGAAAGUCUGGUCCUGUGCAGGUUCCCAAUGGCAGUGUCUGUUAUGAAAGAAAUGGGGAAGUGUUCUACCUUACCUACACUCCUGAGGAUGUAGAGGGUAACAUCCACCUGGACACCGGUGACAAAGUCAGCUUUUACAUGGAGACCAACAAACACACUGGUGCGGUUAGUGCUCGUAAUAUUCAGCUGGUGAAGAAGAAACAGAUGCGGUGCCAGGGUGUGGUGUGCGCUACAAAGGAGGCCUUUGGAUUCAUCGAAAGGGCUGACGUGGUGAAGGAGAUCUUCUUUCACUACAGUGAGUUCAAGGGUGAUUUGGAGGCUCUGCAGGCUGGAGAUGAUGUCGAGUUCACCAUCAAAGACAGAAAUGGUAAAGAAGUAGCUACUGAUGUGAGGCUGCUCCCUCAAGGAACGGUCAUUUUUGAGGAUAUCAGCAUUGAGCAGUUUGAAGGCACUGUCGUCAAGGUCAUUCCCAAGGUUCCCACCAAAAACCAGAACGACCCUCUCCCAGGUCGCAUCAGUUCUCGAAUUGGUUUCACUGACAAGGAGCUGCCGUUCGGGGAGAAGGACACAAAAUCCAAGGUGACCCUUUUGGAGGGCGAUCACAUUCAGUUCAACAUCUCCACCGACCGCAGAGACAAGCUGGAGAGGGCGACGAACAUCGACGUCCUCCCAGACACCUUCGACUUCACCAAGGAGACGCGUGAAAUGGGGGUGAUUGCGGCUAUACGCGAUGGCUUUGGCUUCAUAAAGUGUGUGGAUCGGGAUGCUAGGAUGUUCUUUCACUUCAGUGAAGUGCUGGAGGAGAGCCAACUGCACAUCUCGGAUGAAGUGGAGUUUACUGUUGUGCCUGUAGGUCCUGUUAAUAAGAUUUUCACCAAAGAUAUGCUGUCUGCUCAGAGGAACCAUGCCGUGCGCAUCAAGAAGCUGCCCAAGGGCACUGUGUCUUUCCAUACCCAGUCUGAGCAGCGCUUCAUGGGUGUGGUGGAGAAAGAAGUUAUUGCUGUCACCACAAAGAAUGUCAGUCCUACCAAGGGCAAGGAGAAGAAAAAAGACAAGGGUAAAGUCGUAGAAAAGGAAUCGGAGGAAGGAGUUAUUGGAUAUGAAGACUGUGGAGUGAAGCUCACUGUGGCAUACCAUACUAAAGACCUAGAGGGAGGAGGUCUCCCACAGGCUGGAGACAAGGUGGAGUUCUCUAUCAACGAAGUGAAGCGAACUGGCCAGCAGAGCGCAGUCUCCAUCAGGGUCCUCAACCGUACCUCCUCCAAUGCCAAGAGACUACAUGGAUUUGUUGCCACACUGAAGGACAACUUUGGCUUCAUUGAGACAGCAAAUCAUGACCAAGAGAUUUUCUUUCACUACAGUGAGAUGUGUGGAGACUUGGACAGUUUGGAGCUGGGCGACACAGUGGAGUACACGCUCUCUAAAGGAAAAGGAAACAAAGUCAGUGCUGAAAAGGUUACCAAAGUGGCUGCAGUGAAUGGCAUUGGCGAGGAUGUUGGUGCGGCAGUGAUGAUGGGCAAAGUCAUCCGUCCUUUACGCAGUGUAGACCCCUCCCAAACAGAAUACCAAGGGCUUAUUGAAAUCACAGAGGAAGGUGGAACAAAAGGUCCAAGUUAUCCCUUUGGAAUCAUGGGUAUGGCCAGCAAGGCAGAUUGUCUGCAGAAAGGAGAACUUGUGAAGUUCCAGGUUUGCACAGUAUCCCAGACUGGACAGAAUAUGGCCUAUAGUGUUGUCCCCCAGCGUAGAGCCUUGGUGGAGUGUGUCAAAGACCAGUUUGGCUUCAUCACAUAUGAGGUCGGUGAGAGCAAGAAACUGUUCUUCCACGUAAAAGAAGUGCAAGAUGGCCUGGAGCUCCAAACCGGGGAUGAGGUGGAGUUCUCGGUCGUCCUUAAUCAACGCACAGGAAAAUGUAGUGCCUGCAAUGUUCGCAGAGUCAGCGAGGGGCCUAAACCAGUGGCAACUCCUCGCCCUGACCGUCUGGUGAACCGAUUGAAGAGCAUCACCCUUGAUGAUGCCAGUGCUCCUCGUCUGGUCAUCGUUAGACAGCCCCGCGGUCCUGACAACUCAAAGGGCUUCAAUGUGGAGCGCAAGACUCGUCAGCCUGGCGUCAUCGACUGAGCAAUACAGAGCCUAACCCCCCAUUCAGUGUUGGUGGGAUGUGGCAACAGCAGGAGAUAAGGGAAUUUGAUUUGACACAUGCUUGUACACACAAACUCAUACAUAAAACACGAACACGCAUACAGUAAUCGGCAUGUGUAAUCUUUGUCCCCAUCGAUACCUGCGAGGGAACCUUUGUCAUUUCAUGGUUCCCUGCCUCCCAUGUAUGAUGUACUUGAUAUGGAGUCCACACUGCAGUGUACAUGGGAUCUCUGAGUGUGUGUGUGCGUGCGUGUGUGUGUGUGUGUGUGCGCGCCGUAUCCUAGAAGUGAUUAGUGUGUAAUGGAGGUAUAUGUUUCUGAGGGCCUUGCCCCUCUAAAAUCAGAGUGAUGACUGUGUGGCUGUCUGUGUCCCUCUCUUUUGAAUCUGCUUUGUCUGGAAUUCUGCACCUGUCCUUUGUCCUGUAGUCUGCCUGGGUUGAUGAGUGCGUAUGUCGGCAUGUCUUUGAGCUUCUGCUCCUGUUUCUUUUUCUCAUGUUUGCCCCUUAAUCCAUGGAAACUUCAAAUGGUUUCAUUUGUCAAGUUUCCACUUUCUGUAUGCUUUCCUACAAAACGUAUAUAAAGCAAAGUUCCCUCCAUAAGGAGGAUCAUAUUUCUCAUAUGUGCGAGCUUAAACUGAGGAUUCUUCGCUGCUCGUUUUUUUUGAGCAGUUUUAAAAUGCUUUAUUGAAGAGCUGAAGUGAAAGCAUGGUUUGUGAUGUAUGUGAAUGUCGAAGUAGUUAAUCUAAUGGGUUUUACUUUAGCAAUCUGGAGCCUUUAGAUACCUUUUUGGUAUUCACAUGCUCCACUUAAGCAAAUUUUCCCGGGUGCAGAAUUCCUUGUGGCAUCUUAUAUCUGCAGUUCUUUUAUACUAUGUUUUUUUUUUUUUUUUCUUGCACAUGUUUUUGCUUUUGUUUUUUGUUUUUUUCAUUAAAACUCAAUCUGCUAAUAUUGAAUUAAGUAAGAGAUAAGGUGCCUAAAAACUACAAGCAAAGUGACAUAAAAAAAUAAAAAAUGUAAAAAAAAACAAAAAAGUAUCCUGUUCCCAGCCAACCGCCAAAAUAUUCAGAACAAUCUUAGGGUGGCUAUCUUUUCUAGUAGAGAUAAUACUGAUAUGCAUCCCAAACCUCUGGGUUGAACUAUACUGUAUGUAAUGUGUGCUUUUUUUUUUUCUUUUUUUUUCUUAGUGGAAGUUCAAACUUCAGAUAUAAUAAAACAAAUUUAACUUAAAUAAUAUGGAAGGUAAAGUAUUAGAAAAUCCAGUUUAUUAAAAAAAAGCAUUCAAAUUCAGGAUAUCAGUUAUAGCGCUCUGGAGAAGUGGUGGGUGAACUGUUGUGCCUCUGCACAUUUAAGUUGCAGUCAAAAUUACUUUCAACUUCAGAAAUCACCAGGGUUCAGUUAAACCACAUUCAGAGGUUCUCAUGUACUUUUGUUAAUGGUCUUGAAUGAAACAAUUGAAUUAAAAGUUUUAUGAAAAUCA